Molecule: messenger RNA, 3222 nt
Organism: Glycine soja
Lineage: Eukaryota; Viridiplantae; Streptophyta; Magnoliopsida; Fabales; Fabaceae
Product: glutamate receptor 2.7-like
Exons: 5
Coding region: 106-2658 (850 amino acids)
Cellular component (GO): plasma membrane
Molecular function (GO): glutamate-gated receptor activity
Source: RefSeq, a predicted model, not a curated record
UUUGCAAUAUUGCAUUGCAUGAAACUACGUAAUAGGAAACCAGUGCAUGCACAAAUUUUCCAAAAAAUGCUUACAUAGAUUAUGAUCAAAACAAAUUGAAGAAAAAUGAAUCUUCCAUCCACUAUUCCUCUAGCACUUCCAACCUAUUUAUUCAUUUCGUUUGUUCUAGUUAAUUGCUACCAUGCUGAGGCUACAAAUGGAGACGACAUGGUUAUAUCUAUAGGAGCAAUAAUUGAUGUUAACUCUCGGGUUGGGAAAGAACAGCUUGUAGCCAUGGACCUUGCAGCUCAAAGUCACAAUAACACUUCCAAGAGCCACAAGAUGGCCCUUCAUUUUCAGGAACCCACCAAAGAUCCCUUCGGACCCACUUCUCUUGCUAGAAAUAUGAUUAAAACACAGAAGGCGCAAGUGAUUAUAGGGAUGCACACAUGGACAGAAGCAGCUUCAGUGGCUGAAUUAGGACGCGAAACUCUAGUUCCUGUCAUAUCCUUUGCAGCACCUACCAUCACCCCACCAUUGAUGCCAACUCGCUGGCCUUUUUCGGUAAGAAUGGCCAACAAUGGUACUGCAUAUGCAAAAUGUGUUGCAGAUGUAGUACAUGCUUAUGGUUGGCAAAGAGUAGUAGUCAUUUAUGAAGAUGGAGAUUAUGAGAUGCUAGCUUUGCUAUCUGAGACCCUCCAAGAAGUUGGUUCAAUGAUUGAGUACCGUUUAGCUCUUCCAUCGCCUUCUUAUCUACCUAAUCCUGGAGAGUUUAUUCGCGAAGAGUUGUAUAAUUUGAUUAAAAAUAUACAAUCCCGGGUGUUCAUUGUUCUGCAAUCAUCAUUAGAAAUGGUGAUCCAUUUGUUCAGAGAAGCUUCACACAUGGGACUUGUGGAAAGAGAAUCAGCUUGGAUAAUCCCAGAGAGCAUAACUAAUUUGCUUGACACUGUCAACAAGUCUGCUAUUUCCUACAUGGAAGGAGCUUUAGGAAUCAAGACCUACUACUCUAACCAUAGCAAUGAAUAUCAAGACUUUGAGGCUCAGUUCCGAAAAUCUUUUCGGGCCAAGUAUCCUGAGGAGGAUAACUGUGAUCCGGGAUUUUACGCUCUGCAAGCAUAUGAUAGCAUUAAAAUUGUUGCGCAAGCAAUAGAUAGAACGGCCAGUGGCAGAAAGACUUUGCUAACAGAAAUACUAUCUAGCAAUUUCCCUGGCUUAAGUGGAGAAAUUCGAUUUGAAGCAGCCCAACUCUUGCAGAAUCCUACCUUCAGGAUGGUGAAUGUAGAUAAGAAGAGUUACAGAGAAUUAGACUUUUGGACUCUAAAACGCGGGUUCAUCACUAGCCUCACUACAGAACAAGGUUCAGAUAGUGUUUCUAGGAACACAGAGAGUUUACGUGGUGUAAUAUGGCCAGGGAAACUAGUUAGAUUUCCGAAGGGCUGGAAUCUGCCUACUAAACAAAAUCCAAUGCAAAUAGCAGUUCCUGGAAGAACCUCCUUUCCCGCGUUUGUUAAGGUUGAUCGUGACGAGCAUCAUAAUUCAUAUAAAUUUGAUGGAUUCUGCAUUGAACUUUUUAAUAAGGUGAUAGGGAUUUUGGAGUAUGAUCUGCCGCAUGAGUUUCAUCCCAUCAACGGAACCUAUAACGAUCUGGUUCAACUUGUCUAUAACAAGUCUUACGCGGCAGCUAUUGGAGACGUGACCAUAACAGAAGACAGAUUGCAAUAUGUAGACUUUACUGCGUCAUAUGCAGAAUCAGGAUUGUCAGUGAUAGUUACAGAAGAGUUCAAAGCACCGACAUGGAUGUUUACGAAGCCCUUCACCUGGCAAAUGUGGUUGGCAACUGGUGCCGUGUUGAUUUAUACAAUGGUAGUUGUGUGGUACCUUGAGAGGGAACCCAAUCCUGAGUUUCAUGGCAAUUUGAAAAGCCAGAUCAGCACUGCUCUUACGUUUACCUUCUCCUCUCUAUUCUUUGCUCACAGGGAGAAAAUCUAUAGCCACUUAUCUCGCAUGGUGAUGGUAUCGUGGAUGUUUCUAGUAUUGAUUCUUAGCUCAAGCUACACUGCUAGUCUUUCUUCGAUUCUCACAGUUCAACGACUGCAACCAACUGUGACAGACAUCCAGAUCCUGAAGAACAACAACAAGAAAAUUGGUUGUGACGGAGAUUCAUUUGUUAGGACAUACCUGGAGGAAGUCGAAAAGUUCAAGCCAGAGAACAUCAUAAACAUUGGCAGUGAAAACAGUUAUGAGGAUGCAUUCAAAAACAACUCAAUAGCAGCUGCUUUUCUCGAACUCCCUUAUGAGAAAGUAUAUAUCAGUAAAUACUGCAAGGGAUACUAUGCCUUUGUAAUCAACAAAAAAUUUGGAGGACUGGGAUUUAUCUUCCAGAAAGGCUCACCAGUGGCCAGAGAUUUUUCCAAAGCUAUACUGCGUCUCUUGGAGGAUGGAACAGUGAAGGAAUUAGAAGACAAAUGGUUGAAACCUGAUGGAGACUGCCACAAUAAUUCGACCUCACAGGGUACAGAAAGUUUGAGGCUUGAAAGUUUCUGGGUUCUGUAUGUGAUCUAUGGUGCCACUUCUACUUUUUGUUUUCUACUUCAUACAAUCCAGUCGCUGAAAUCUAGACAAACAACCCGGGAUGAGGCACGAGAAGGUAAUGCCAACCCAGGUGAGGAAAGCCGAUGAAAAACGAUAGUUAUAAUAGCCAAGCAGAUUUAUAGCAGAAAUAAUGCAACAGCGACACCCGUGCAUCACUAGCCACAGGCUCCACAAUUGCCAGAUAUGGUAACAGUGUAUUCACCCCCAACGGUUACUAGUCGCAGCUCUUAAUCAACUAGCAGCUUUUUCAUCUCUAGAUCUAGGAAGGUAACUUACGAAGAAAAGUAUUUCAGUUAUCCUGCUUUUGUACCUUGGUCACUAACUUUUUAAAAAUUCUAAUCAUAUACUGAACUUCAGAAGUUAUAUGAACCAUGUAAGAUUGACAUCGUUAAGGGCAAAUGUACGAAGAACCUGACCAUUUAAUUUCAUGUUGCUUGAAACGGGUAACAUCCAUACUAGGAGAUACGGUCUUCAUUAAAAUGCACUCGUCAUUAAAAUUACAUGCAUACAUACGAACGAACAUAAGUUCCGUCAGCUAGUCCCAUCUGCUGCUUGCAACAAAUGGAUUGGAAAAUGAUCAAUAACUCGGCAUUCUAAAUGAACAACCUUUGUAAAAAGUACACGACUAAAUUAAAAUUUCAUCAUCCUCUA